AUGGCAGUAGGAGGAUUACAACCAAUUAAAUCGAGUGACCCGGUGGUUUUGAAGAGACUCACCAAAGAACUUUUACUUGCUUCACUCAUAGGUGGGAGCCAGGGAGCACUCUUGAGUUUUGCAUCUGCAUUUUUUUUGAAGAGAUAUUCUCCCCUUUACAGAGGGUUAAGAAGCCAGGUAAGAGUAUUCUAUCAUUGCACUAUAAUUUCCUCCGGUAUCAUAUUUAAAGCAGAGGGACAGAUUAGUAAAUUUCAACAAAAGAUUUCUCAGGAGCAAGACUUGAAGAAGGACCAAUUUUUGGAGGAAGCUGCUGAUAACGGCGUUUUCGUAGAAUGA
Messenger RNA from Naumovozyma castellii, 336 nucleotides. RefSeq names its product Rcf3p (gene RCF3). NCBI's taxonomy places the organism in Eukaryota, Fungi, Ascomycota, Saccharomycetes, Saccharomycetales, Saccharomycetaceae. The transcript is spliced from 2 exons. The record is from RefSeq and is a predicted model, not a curated record. The coding region runs from base 1 to 336 and encodes 111 amino acids.